Molecule: messenger RNA, 183 nt
Organism: Anisakis simplex (herring worm)
Lineage: Eukaryota; Metazoa; Nematoda; Chromadorea; Rhabditida; Anisakidae
Source: the annotation of a GenBank genome assembly
UCGAGUCGUCUUCAACAGUAUGAAGAUCGAACUCCGCUGAAGCCCAUUCGUGAUACUCCCAGCAUUUCACCAUCCGCAGCCAAUCAAUCCAUUCUGGGUCCGGUGAGAACUCCGCCUUCCGGAAGGCCAAAUUUAAUUCAUCCGGUUGUACGACGAGGCAAUUUCUUCGAUGAUCCUCGCUAA